Molecule: messenger RNA, 801 nt
Organism: Ostrea edulis (European flat oyster)
Lineage: Eukaryota; Metazoa; Mollusca; Bivalvia; Ostreida; Ostreidae
Product: metalloproteinase inhibitor 2-like
Exons: 5
Coding region: 174-743 (189 amino acids)
Molecular function (GO): metalloendopeptidase inhibitor activity; protein binding
Source: RefSeq, a predicted model, not a curated record
UCCGGAUAUAAUGUUGUGUCAAAUCCUGUUUGCGUCACUGCAAUUUCUAGAUGAGGAAUAAUUUUCCCUUCAUCGGAUAAUCAACUGUCGCCCGGUCGCACCUGUUGUACACAAACAAUAUAAAGGUAAUUAUAAACCCCAUCCUAUUCAUUCAGUCGGUGGUAUUUGACAAUAUGAAUAAGGUACCAGUAAUUUUGUUUUUCUCGGUUUGUGUGUUCUUCGUCUCUGAGGCCUGUAAAUGUGCAGUCAGACAUCCCCAACGAAUUUUCUGUCAGUCAGAUUACGUUAUCCAGGGUAGAAUACUACGGGAACAAUCAGUCGACUCCUGGAGAAAGCGGUACGAAGUGAAAGUACAAGAAAAUUUCAAGAACAGAUAUGCUGACCCAGUCCGGGGUUCCAAAGUUUGGAUUUAUACGGCAUCAUCAUCACCGGCCUGCGGUGUAAUGUUCGACAUCGGCAACAAAUACGUAAUAGCGGGUUCAAGAGAUAUGAAAGGCAAACUAGAGGCGAGCAGCUGUUCCUGGAAUGUUAAAGUAUCGGAUUUGUCUAACUUCCAACGGCAAGCCUUGAGAAACAUGUCAUAUAAGAGAAACUGCGCAUGCAAGAUUAGAGGAUGUCCCCAUGCUCGCUGCGAGAAAAGUGACGGCUGUCUGGUACCAUAUACAAACUCAAACUGCUACCACAGGAAUGCAUUGUGUAAACAGUCUGGCAAUACCUGUUCAUGGACACCAAACAUUUGUUGAAAGACAAACCACCGACUCUUAAAACAUGGUCAUCUUCAAUAAAGAAUUUUAAAGUUGU